Messenger RNA from Exophiala xenobiotica, 942 nucleotides. RefSeq lists its product as uncharacterized. Lineage: Eukaryota; Fungi; Ascomycota; Eurotiomycetes; Chaetothyriales; Herpotrichiellaceae. The transcript is spliced from 3 exons. The record is from RefSeq and is a predicted model, not a curated record. Bases 1 to 942 code for a protein of 313 amino acids.
AUGCCCGCCUUCCGUGCACUGACAGCCAUGCGCCUGUUCGUUUUCUCCCUCAUAUUCAGCGCCCUGUCCGUGGCAGUUCCAACCGAGCUCCAUGAGCGUCAAGAAUAUGGCAUGGUCGGUGACGGAUUCGAGGGUGCCACGGCCACCCUGGGCAACUACUACAAUUACUGGACCCAGCUUUCCAAUGGCACAUGGGACCUGACGCGCAGCAACCGAUCUCCAGUCACAUCUCCAAAAGUAUUGCCCAUGGUCGACUCCUCGAUCAUGAUUGAGCCAAACCGCUCAGCACUGGUCAUCAUUGACAUGCAGAACUUCUUCCUUCAUCCAGAUUUGUCCCCGAAGGCGACGAAAGGGCGAGCGGCCGUCCAGCCAACCGUCAACAUGAUCAAAGGGUUCCGCAAGCAUGGCAUGAAGGUUCUCUGGGUGAACUGGGGCCUCACAGAGUAUGAUCUGCUGACCAUUCCGCCUGCCUUCAAGUUGGGAUUCAGCGACAAUGGUUUGGCAAAUGAGACUUUUGGCAGCGACAUGGGCACCAUCCAGGAGAAUGAUACGACGAUCCAUGUUGGCAAGAAGUUGAUGCGUGGGUCUUGGAAUGCCGAGCCAUAUGGUGUUCUCGGGACGAUGAAGGAUGAGGGCGUUGCCGCUGGCACUGAUCUUUGGUUCAACAAGAACCGUCUCUCAGGAUUGUGGGGGCCGCAGACGCCGCUGGGCUUGUGGUUGCAGGAAAACGAAAUGUCGACUCUGUUCUUUGGAGGCGUCAAUGCAGACCAAUGUGUUUGGUCCACACUGGUUGACGCAUAUUUCAAAGGUUACGACACGAUUUAUGUGGACGACAUCAGUCAGUCAACUAGUCCUCCCUUCGCCCAGGAGAUGACGAGGUACAAUGCACAGGUUUAUGGCUUUUUGGGUAACUCCACCAGCAUAUUGAAGGCUUUGGGAUAA